Molecule: messenger RNA, 912 nt
Organism: Loa loa (African eye worm)
Lineage: Eukaryota; Metazoa; Nematoda; Chromadorea; Rhabditida; Onchocercidae
Exons: 7
Coding region: 1-912 (303 amino acids)
Source: RefSeq, a predicted model, not a curated record
AUGCAUAUUGGGAUAGGAUGCUAUACAAUAUGGUUGUUCGGUGUCAUUCAAUAUUUACUAAACGUUUGCAAUGGUGCUAUCCGAAAAACUCAUCCAAUUGAGCUUACUAUCGAUUCCGGUUCUAUAAGAGGAGAAUAUCUGACAAUUGGUGCAAACGAUUUUGCAGUUUUUAAAGGGAUUCCUUACGCUGCACCACCUGUUGGUUCACUUCGUUUCCAGAUGCCAGAGCCACCAGCAAAAUGGAGGGGUGUAAUGAAUGCAACUCAAUAUUCGGCUAUGUGCGCCCAGAAACCUCGAACUCGUCAGACCGAUCCUGUCAAUAUUUAUCGAAUUCACAUCUCCGAAGACUGUCUUUACCUCAAUGUUUUUGCUCCUCCUCAGUUCACCAAUGACACAUAUCCUGUGAUCGUCUACAUACAUGGCGGAGAAUUUCAGUCAGGUUCCAGUUCCGAUUUCUCGCAAGAGGCUAUUCUCAAUAAUUUUGUUUCACGUAAAAUUAUUUUUAUAUCGAUAAAUUAUCGACUUGGCCCACUCGGGUUUAUAUCGACGGGCGAUGGAGUGAUACCAGGAAACAAUGGCCUUUGGGACCAAAUUUUGGCUCUUAAAUGGGUCAAGUUGAAUGCACGAGCGUUUGGUGGUGAUCCUGAGAAUGUAUUGUUGAUGGGACAUGGUAGCGGUGCUGCUAGUGCUUCCCUUCUCGCGCUAUCACCCCGUGCGGAAGGUUUGUUUCAAAAAAUUGCCCUGUUAAGUGGAACAGCCUUAUCACCAGGUGUUGUGCGUGACACUGCCAUCAAUGCUACAUGGAUCCUGGAUCGUAAAUUGCACUGUCGUUCCUUCAAUUCCAGUGAACUAUUGGAGUGUUUCAAGAAACAACUUAAGGAUGAAAUACUCGAUAUCUCUGCAAGUGCUUAG